CUUCUACCUUUUGUGUUUCGUUUUAAUUGUGAUACUUUACCUAUGCACCCAACCACAGCUUCCGUGUUCUACCAAGUGCAAAGCUUGCAGAAUUCGAUUUUUAUCAUACAAGUAAAGGAUUCCAAAAUUUAAAAAAAAAGGGAACUUUGCCUGACAUAGAGUAUGAUAAUUUUUGUUCAAUGGAGAACUAUCGAACUCAGUUGUAAGACACUUGAGUUUUUGAAUCAAUGAGGGAAAAUUUUUCUACUUAAUAGAAGAAACACGCGUAUUGAUUUCUAAAACACUCUGAUUAAAAGAAUGGCUGUAUCAAUUCAACGAUUACUUUAGGGUUAGGGAUAUGAUGUUUUUAUCUACUACACCAUACACGCUGUGGACUUUUUAUUGAAUUUCACAUGUACUUCUUACGGACCAGUAUCCGUUGAAGCGGUUUCCGCGCGGACAAGUUAAUUCUAUUCUUAGCGUCUGGAGGGGACAAAGGACUCUGGGAAAAUCUUUUCGGAUGAGACUGUAGCCGUGAUUUUGAAAUCUGUAAAUCGGAGGCAGAUAUGGAGAAGUAUUUGGAUACGCGUUUAAGAAUAAGGGAAUUAGUUAGAUCUGCCAUUAAUAGAAUGAGUGGUAAUACGGUGGUUGAAGAUCCAGGGAUACCUUUAGUGAGUAGAGGUAACGGCAAGUACUCCAAAUACAUGGAGGACGACACUCAGAGCAGCUCCACCACAACUACCACCAACGUCAUGACGUCAAAGUUCGACAACAUCAGCUACCGCCUCAGUCGGAGGAAACAGCUACUUCGCUACAGAACGAUCGUCGUGAAUUUCGAAUUCUCUUUCGCUCUUUUGGGAAUUGUUCUCAUGCUUAUCGAGACGGAGCUAUUUUUCCAGGGCGUGAUCAGCAAGUCUUCUGUUGCGUCCAUCGUUCUCAAAUCAUGCAUCACCUUGUCAACCGUUUUUCUUUUGGUUGCGGUUGUUGGAUACCACGUGACCGGAAUUCAGCUUUGCAUGACGGACAAUAGCCUGGAAGAUUGGCGGUUAGCCGUCACUUUCCCGUGGACCUAUUUAAAAAUUUUACUCGAGCUCUGUGUGUGCAUAAUACACCCUAUUCCCGGAAACAUUACAAUAAGUGCUGUUGAUCCCGAUGGUAAACCUAAGGAGGUUUCAAUCGACGCUAUCUUGUCGAUUCUGAUGCUCCUUCGAGUAUAUUUGAUCAGCAAAUUCAUGGUCGUGCAUAGCAAAUUAUUAACAAGCACGGCUACGCAAAGCUUAGGUGCCCUAAAUAAAGUCAAAAUAAAUUCGACAUUCGUUUUCAAGGCACUGAUGUCUUCAAUGCCAGGAACUAUUCUGAUUGUUAUAAUGCUGGCCAUAUUAGUUGUAAACUCUUGGGCCAUGCGGACAUGUGAGGCCUACUACCACCCUGAUCCCAAAAAUUCCGACUUCUUUAACGACAUGUGGAUGAUCGCCAUCACGUUUCUAACGGUGGGUUACGGGGACAUCUACCCUAACAGUUACUGUGGAAGAUUCGUCUCUGUGGCGACAGGUUUAAUGGGUGUUGGAACAACCGCUCUUCUAGUGGCCGUUCUGGCGCAGAAAUUGGAGCAAUCGCGCGCAGAAAAAUACGUCCAUAAUUUUGUCACCAGGGCGCAGUUGGACAAGGAAAGAAAGAUAGCUGCCGCGGACACUAUAAAGUACGUUUUACAAUUAUGGAGGAUGAAGAAAAAUAAUGAGAAUAAUAGUAGAAAACGAAUUCGAUUACAUGGAAAGUUGCUCCAAGCCAUAGCUGCCAUGAAAGAAGCGAAGAAUGAGAAAGCCUCUAUAGGCGAAACUGCGAUUGGGUUUAUUGAAAUAGCAAAGAGUGUUAAUGACAUUGUGGACGUGUCUGAGUCCCUCCAAGAAUCUCAAUCUGAACUUAAAAUGAAAAUGACAGAAAUUGAUUCUACAAUAAAAGAUCUGCAAACUAAAAUGGACGCCAUUUAUACAGCAGUUGUGAGACGGUGACCAUGUGACCCAUCUGUCAUGUGAUAGACACGUGAUACGUUAUAAAGUACAUAUGAUGUAGUUCCUAGUAUUCCAAGGGUGAUGGUGGAGAUAAGUAGAUUGUAGGUUUAAGUAUUAAGCAGUUCUAUUUACUAACAAAAAUUCUGGACCAAAAUUAAGUUUAUUUUCCUUCAUUUAUGAGUUUGUUCGUUCAUCGAUUUUUCUUUGAGUGCUAUACAAAUUAGGUUCAAUGUGAUCAACUUACUAAUUCAUCCAAUUUUGACGUACAGAUUUAGAUGAUAAUGAGUUUUGAUUCUGGAAUAGACGAUUAUUCAAUAUGUAUGGAGCUAAGAUGCCUAGACAAGAAAACAAAAAGCAAUAUCUAUUUAAUUCCGUAGUUUAUUUUGUUUACAAAAACUUAAACGGUAACUUUAUAAUAUUACAUCGAUACAAGUUCGCCAUUUGUGCAAAUUUUGACAUAUUUAUAUUUCAUUAUUAGAUACGUCAUCCCAAGAUUGUCUUUUCCGUGUGCCAUUUGUAAUUUUACCGAUAAUCAUAUUUAAGUUUUGGUUAUUAUCAAAUAAUAUGUUAUUUAUUAUACAUAAUUAUCAAUAUUGCUACAAUAUUAUAGAUGUACUGGUCAAUUAGACAUGUACUUGAAAUAGAGAAGUACAUUGUACGUUUUUUUAGUCUAAAAAGUUUUUCGUUCGCCCUAUUGUAUAACAAAUUGCCGUUCAUUUAAAUUUCUUUCAUUUCUGUAUGUAUAGAUUGUAUGGAGGCUUGGUUUAAACCCUCACGGACUUUGUAUGUUGAUGUUUGAAGGACCCUAAAAGUUGUUUUUUGUUUGAAAUCAUUGAAAACCGGGCAUCGUUAUAUAUGUAAUUGUAGUAUAAUAUGUCAAUUUGAAAGAAGCAUAGCUCGUUACUUAUAUGAUUUUGAUUAAAUUUACAUGUUUGCUAUUGACUACUUACCCUUAAAAUGGGGUUAUGAUCAUUCAACACGAUGUGUCAUAAAGUUUAUUUGAUGAGGUAUUGUACUUACAAAUACUUCAUCAUGUGAAAGUUGCUUUUAAUUAUUAUGUACAGUUUUGAUUGUAUUUUUUCAUGGAUGGAUUGCUGAAGUAGUAUAUGAUGUUUGAACUUUGUCUCUGAAACUUUGCGUACAAUGGAAGAUAGUGAGAUUAACUGUAGACAUUAAUAAAAAUAAUAAAAAGAAGAGUCA
Molecule: messenger RNA, 3188 nt
Organism: Magallana angulata
Lineage: Eukaryota; Metazoa; Mollusca; Bivalvia; Ostreida; Ostreidae
Product: small conductance calcium-activated potassium channel protein 2-like
Exons: 2
Coding region: 546-1988 (480 amino acids)
Biological process (GO): potassium ion transmembrane transport
Cellular component (GO): plasma membrane; neuron projection; neuronal cell body
Molecular function (GO): small conductance calcium-activated potassium channel activity; calmodulin binding
Source: RefSeq, a predicted model, not a curated record